CAGGCCAGAGGAGGCGAGAGGCGCAAAGGAGGGGAGAUUUCUCGCCUGCCGCUCGCGCUGGGGCUCGAUGUGAAUAUAUAUUAUGUCUGCCUGUUCUCCCCUCGUCGGUGGCUAAGGUCAGCAGCUCCCAACGGACUCGGGAGGAGGGGGGCAGAAAGGGGAGGGGGGGGUCCGGCGCCUCACGUGACCCCCGCGGGUGCCAAUGUCCGGUCGUGAGGGUAUCAGGCUCUUGCAAGUUGCCACCCACUGCCCGGGCCUCGCCCAGCGAUGCAGAAAGCCACCUACUACGACAACGCCGCGGCAGCACUCUUCGGAAGCUACUCCUCGUACCCUGGCAGCAAUGGCUUCGGCUACGAAGGUCCCCCCCAACCCCCCUUUCAGGCCGCCACGCACCUGGAGGGCGACUACCAGCGCUCGGCGUGCUCCUUGCAGUCCCUGGGCAACGCCGCCCCGCAUGCCAAGAGCAAGGAGCUCAACGGCAGCUGCAUGAGGCCCGGCCUGGCCCCCGAGCCCCUGCCCGCCCCGCCCGGCUCACCCCCGCCCAGCGCCGCACCUACCAGUACCACUAGCAACAGCAAUAAUGGGGGCGGGCCCAGCAAAACCGGCACCCCCAAGUGCGUUCCUGGCUCCAACUCCACCCUCACCAAACAGAUAUUCCCCUGGAUGAAAGAGUCAAGGCAAACGUCCAAGCUGAAAAACAGCUCCCCCGGCACAGCGGAGGGCUGCGGCGGCGGCGGAGGCGGCGGCAGUGGUGGCGGCGGGGGCGGCGGCGGCGGGGGAGGGGACAAGAGCCCCCCGGGGUCGGCGGCGUCCAAGCGCGCGCGGACGGCGUACACGAGCGCGCAGCUGGUGGAGCUGGAGAAGGAGUUCCACUUCAACCGCUACCUGUGCCGGCCGCGCCGCGUGGAGAUGGCCAACCUGCUGAACCUCAGCGAGCGGCAGAUCAAGAUCUGGUUCCAGAACCGGCGCAUGAAGUACAAGAAGGACCAGAAGGCCAAGGGCCUGGCCUCGUCGUCCGGGGGCCCCUCCCCUGCCGGCAGCCCCCCGCAACCCAUGCAGUCCACGGCCGGCUUCAUGAACGCCUUACACUCCAUGACCCCCAGCUACGAGAGCCCGUCCCCGCCCGCCUUCGGCAAAGCCCACCAGAAUGCCUACGCGCUGCCCUCCAACUACCAGCCCCCUCUCAAAGGCUGCGGCGCCCCGCAGAAGUACCCCCCGACUCCGGCGGCCGAUUACGAGCCCCACGUCCUCCAAGCCAACGGGGGCGCCUAUGGGACGCCCACCAUGCAGGGCAGCCCCGUGUACGUGGGCGGGGGCGGCUACGCGGAUCCGCUGCCGCCCCCUGCCGGCCCCUCCCUCUACGGCCUCAACCACCUUUCCCACCACCCCUCGGGGAACCUGGACUACAAUGGGGCGCCCCCUAUGGCCCCCAACCAGCACCACGGACCCUGCGAUCCCCACCCUACCUACACAGACCUCUCCUCUCACCAUGCGCCUCCUCCUCAGGGUAGAAUCCAAGAAGCGCCCAAAUUAACACACCUGUGAUCGGAGAGGG
Messenger RNA from Leopardus geoffroyi (Geoffroy's cat), 1555 nucleotides. It is a transcript of the gene HOXB3, whose product is annotated as homeobox B3. Bases 268 to 1545 code for a protein of 425 amino acids. Gene Ontology annotation, cellular component: nucleus. The record is from RefSeq and is a predicted model, not a curated record. Gene Ontology annotation, biological process: regulation of transcription by RNA polymerase II. Gene Ontology annotation, molecular function: RNA polymerase II cis-regulatory region sequence-specific DNA binding; DNA-binding transcription factor activity, RNA polymerase II-specific. The transcript is spliced from 4 exons. NCBI's taxonomy places the organism in Eukaryota, Metazoa, Chordata, Mammalia, Carnivora, Felidae.